This is a messenger RNA of Penaeus indicus, 1622 nucleotides long. Its product is annotated as carbohydrate sulfotransferase 11-like. The record is from RefSeq and is a predicted model, not a curated record. Lineage: Eukaryota; Metazoa; Arthropoda; Malacostraca; Decapoda; Penaeidae. Gene Ontology annotation, cellular component: membrane. Bases 131 to 1210 code for a protein of 359 amino acids. The transcript has 5 exons. Gene Ontology annotation, biological process: carbohydrate biosynthetic process. Gene Ontology annotation, molecular function: sulfotransferase activity.
UGAACGCAUUUUCGGGCAGCUGGUCGGAUUAAACCAUUGGACGUGCUUACCUUCAUGAUAUGUUCUUAACACAUGUGACCACCAUCAGUAAGUGUGAGUUAAACGCGGUUUGCACGAACGCUCUUCCGCUAUGCUAUCAAAUCUAAAUUCAACGAACUAUGGGCGUGUUUUCCUUGUGUUAAUUGUGCUUGUGUCUUUGGAAAUAUGCAUGCGCACAUUUGUGACCAACGGAACAUUCCAAGCCAUUAACUUCGCUCGUCAAGAACAGCAGAGUCAAAACAACUUGAAUUCAAAGGCGAGGGACAAAAAAAUUCUCAACGCAACCUCAAAUGUAACCCCAGACACACGCGGUCCUGACAUGCCAACAAUACCAAUUACCGUCAAGAAUGUAAGUGUGGAAAUCUCGUUCGAAGAGAUAAAAAGAAGGCUGGAUCAGAGGAAUCGGAUGCUGCGAGGAAACUGUUCUCUGAUCGGAAAUUUGAAGUCUCCUGUUCUGGUGGCCAUUGACGUGAUGAGGAAUUACUUCAUCGAAGAAUAUAAUCUCUUUCUUUGUGUUUCUGCGAAGGGUGGCGCAACGACAUGGAAAUCACACAUGCUAAAGAUGAAAGGACACCCAGGAACUAAUGUUCAUAAGGGUUACAAUGAAAAACGUAUCAGAGCGAGGAUGCCCAGAAUCGCCGACCGCUUUUCGGGGAAGGUGACAAGCGUGAUCUCUGUGCGCCACCCCUUGUCUCGCCUCGUGUCGGCGUACGGAGACAAGUUUGGCGACGGAAAGUCGUCUGCUGCCACACCCCGGUUUUUGCGCAUGGUUAGGCAGCACCUGAAUAGUUGGGGAAGAAGAGUCACAUUCUAUCAGUUCCUUACUUACGUCAUCCAUCAAUCGAAAAGAGGACCUUCAUGGACAAAUAAUCACUGGCGACCAAUUUCCUGGAACUGUAAGCCUUGCACAGGAAACUUUGACUAUAUUAUCAAACUUGAGACUCUUGAUGAAGACUUGGCUUACCUUGUUAAUGUUCUAGAAAUUAAAGAAAUAGACAUCAAACUGAAACACAAUGUUAAAAGAAGUAAGGCUAAAGUAAAGGGCUACGAGAGUUACUUUAAAUCCUUACCUCCAGCCAUGCUUAAGGACAUCUACAAUAUUUACAAGUAUGACUUCAUUUUAUUUGAUUAUGCAAUACCACAGUUCAUGCUUGAUGCUGCUGCCUCCUGAUUUCGAGGAUGAUGCGGUGUUCACAGACGAUAUGGGAAAUACAAUUAUGAAAAUAUUGAGACCAAACUUGCAAAGUGACAUUUGGUCUUUUGGGAGGUACAUUUACCCGGUAUAUGAGUUCAAUAUACACUUGAUAUGAUGAAAUAUAAGAAAAAUAUAUAUAUAACAUAGCAAAAUAUCUCACCAGAAAUGAGGAUCUCCAAGUACAAAAACCAAAUAUGUUGACACACCAUUUUGAUUUCAAUUGUCUGAAUAAGUCUAAUGAUAUUGGUUAUCAUUGCAAAAGGAAUAAUUGUAUGUAUGAAGAAGCUGUUUGAUAAUUAUGUAAUGUGGUAGUAAAUGAUUUUGUAAUAUUUUCAAAGGUAUGUACAUUAUGUUGAAUUUGUCAGUUGGUAUAAACUUUGAAAACAUC